CUGCGCGCAGGCGCACUGCGUGGCGGGCGCGCGGGCAGCUUGGCUACGCGCACGCGCGCGCUGCUCCGGCUCGGCUCCGGCGCUGGUAGCCGGGCGUUCUCCGUCUCGCUCCGUGUGGGCUGCUGGCCCCGCAGCGGCGGCGGCGGCGGCGGCAGCACCAUGUUUCUUCACUCAGUCAACCUCUGGAACCUGGCGUUUUACGUGUUUAUGGUCUUCAUGGCGACUGUGGGGCUGUGGGAUGUCUUCUUCGGCUUCGAGGAGAACAAGUGCAGUAUGAGCUACAUGUUUGAGUACCCGGAGUAUCAGAAAAUAGAACUUCCAAAGAAACUGGCAAAACGCUAUCCAGCAUAUGAGUUAUAUCUUUAUGGAGAAGGAUCCUAUGCUGAGGAACACAAAAUUCUCCCUUUGACGGGUAUUCCAGUUCUCUUUCUUCCUGGUAAUGCUGGAAGUUACAAACAGGUUCGUUCUAUUGGCUCUAUUGCACUUAGAAAAGCAGAAGACAUUGACUUCAAGUACCACUUUGACUUCUUUAGUGUGAACUUCAAUGAGGAACUGGUGGCACUGUAUGGUGGCAGUCUUCAGAAGCAGACCAAGUUUGUGCAUGAGUGCAUUAAAACAAUUCUUAAACUCUACAAGGGUCAAGAAUUCGCUCCAAAAAGUGUGGCAAUAAUUGGUCAUUCUAUGGGUGGCCUUGUUGCAAGAGCAUUGCUUACACUGAAGAAUUUUAAACAAGAUUUGAUAAACCUUCUUAUUACACAGGCCACACCUCAUGUUGCUCCUGUGAUGCCAUUAGAUCGCUUCAUCACGGAUUUUUAUAUGACUGUCAACAACUAUUGGAUUCUAAAUGCUCGACACAUAAAUCUAACCACACUUUCUGUAGCUGGAGGAUUCCGGGAUUACCAAGUUCGUUCAGGACUGACUUUUCUACCAAAAUUAAGCCAUCAUACCAGUGCCUUAUCUGUUGUGAGUUCAGCAGUGCCUAAGACCUGGGUCUCAACAGACCACCUCUCCAUUGUGUGGUGUAAACAAUUGCAAUUGACUACAAUUCGAGCAUUCUUUGAUCUUAUUGAUGCUGAUACUAAACAAAUAACUCAAAACCCCAAGAAGAAAUUGUCAGUUUUGAAUCACCACUUUAUAAGACAUCCAGCAAAACAUUUUGAGGAAAAUCCAUCAAUAAUUUCUGACUUAACAGGGACAUCUAUGUGGGUUCCAGUAAAAGUGUCCAGGUGGACUUAUGUGGCUUACAAUGAAUCUGAUAAGAUAUAUUUUACAUUUCCUCUUGCAAAUCACAGAAAAAUCUACACUCAUGUCUAUUGUCAGAGCACCAUGCUGGAUACAAAUAGUUGGAUUUUUGGCUGCAUAAACAGCACUUCUAUGUGCCGGCAAGGGGUAGAUUUAUCCUGGAAAGCUGAAUUACUGCCAACAAUUAAGUUUCUGACCUUAAGGCUUCAAGACUAUCCAUCUUUGUCUCAUCUUGUUGUUUAUGUACCAUCUAUUCAUGGAAGUAAGUUUGUUGUAGAUUGUGAAUUCUUUAAAAAAGAGACAAGAUCCAUACAGCUUCCUGUAACUCAUCUCUUUUCCUUUGGAUUAUCUUCAAGGAAAGUAGUUUUAAAUACAAGCGGCCUGUACUACAAUAUAGAGCUUCUGAACUUCGGACAGAUUUAUCAAGCAUUUAAGAUCAACGUGGUAAGCAAGUGCUCAGGAGUGAGAGAAGAAAUAACUAGUAUCUAUAAACUUCAUAUUCCCUGGUCUUAUGAAGAUUCACUAACUAUUGCACAGGUUCCAUCUUCCACAGAAAUUUCUCUGAAACUUCAUAUUGCUCAACCAGAAAAUGACAGCCAUGUGGCAUUAUUAAAAAUGUAUACAUCAUCAGACUGUCAGUAUGAGGUGACAGUUAAGACUUCCUUUUCACAAAUACUUGGACAGGUAGUUAGAUUUCAUGGUGGAGCUCUGCCUGCUUAUGUCAUCUCUAGUAUCCUUCUUGCAUAUGGAGGGCAGUUAUAUUCUCUAUUCUCAACAGGUUCUUGCUUGGAGUAUGCUGUUAUGUUGGAUAAAGAAGCCAAACCUUACAAAGUUGAUCCUUUUGUAAUUAUGGUUAAGUUUCUUUUGGGGUAUAAAUGGUUUAAAGAACUAUGGGAUGCACUAAUGUUGCCAGAAUUAGAUGCCAUUGUCUUAACUAGUCAGAGCAUGUGUUUCCCCCUUGUCUCCUUGAUUCUCUUUUUAUUUGGAACAUGUACUGCCUAUUGGAGUGGCCUGGUCUCUUCUACAUCUGUGAAACUCCUUUCAUCAUUGUGGCUAGCUAUGAAAAGACCCUCUGAACUUCCCAAAGAUAUCAAGAUGUUAUCUCCAGACUUGCCCUUUUUGACAAUUGUUUUGAUCAUAGUUAGUUGGACAACUUGUGGAGCACUUGCCAUACUUCUUUCUUAUUUUUACUAUGUGUUUAAGAUCGUUCAUUUGCAAGCCUGCCUAACAACUUUUAAAAAUAACCAGCCUGUGAAUCCCAAGCAUUCUAGAAGAAGUGAAAAAAAAUCCAAUCACCAUAAAGACUCUGCAGUACACCAUCUUCGUUUAUCUGCUAAUGAUGCUGAAGACAGCCUUCGUAUGCACAGUACUGUGAUUAACUUACUAACAUGGAUAGUGUUACUCAGCAUGCCGUCUUUAAUUUAUUGGCUAAAGAAUCUUAAGUAUUAUUUUAAACUUAAUCCUGAUCCAUGUAAGCCUUUGGCAUUUAUCCUUAUUCCGACUAUGGCAAUUCUUGGAAAUACUUACACUGUUUCAGUAAAAUCAAGUAAGUUAUUGAAGACUGCCUCACAGUUUCCACUUCCUCUGGCUGUUGGUGUAAUUGCUUUUGGGUCAGCACACUUAUACAGGGUUCCAUGCUUUGUCUUCAUUCCUCUUUUACUCCAUGCAUUGUGCAACUUUAUGUAAGGGUGGACAUAAGGAAUGAUGAAGAUGAUUUAUGCCUUUAGGGUCCGUAAGAAGAAUGAACAUACAGAUCCAUCAACAUGGACAGCGAGGUCCUUUGGAGAAGACAAGUCUAUUUUUACAGUAUUGAAAAAUAGGAAAUUAGUUUUGUACUGCUUGAGAAAAGUAGUUGAAGCAUGGUUUUGUUUUGUGGUAUAAUAUCUGGUAAUAGUCAUGUUUGAAAAAUUAUUGAAAGGAUGUGCUGGCCACUAUCUUUGAGGACUGCAGUGCAUUAUCUACUACUCUGCUUCAUCAUCGUGCCAGAGAUUUUCACAUAGAGACUCAGUAGCUACAGCAUUAUAAUCUCAUGUCAGACACUCUGCUCGUUUCACCAUGCUCUCUUCUGAGAACUGGGUUAUUUUAUAUUUGUUGUGGUUUACAUUUGGAAAAUAAGUCUUAAAAGAUUGAUGAAAUUUACAGCUGUUGGGUUUCCCAAAAGUGAAAUAGCCACGAAGAGUCUUCGGUCAGUUUUUGACAGCUAUAGGGAAUCUAGUAGAUUGUUUGUCUUCUUAACAUCCAUGAAAAUCACUGCUUUGAAUUGUAAGGAGACAGGAUUUCCUGGUAACCAGUGCAAGACUGAUGGAUGGAAACAUGAUUCAAAUUUGAAACAGUGAAAUAUUCUUAUUAUUUUCAAAAAUGAAUCUUAGGUAUUCUUGGUGAAUACUAGGAGACCAUUAAAGAGAUCUAUUGUUAAAUAUAAAGAAAAUUCUCAUAGAUAUUUACUUACUGGCAUUGAAGGAGUUCAGUUGUUCGGUCUAUGCCAUUUGAUAUAAUUCAUUUUCCCCAUGGUUUCUAAAAGUGCCUCCAGUCAUGAUAAAUUGGUAACUAAAUUCCAUUGGUUGGAAAACUCUAGGUUUGUGCCAUUUUUAAUCUGUGGGAAAAUAUCAACAUGAUCAAGUGUGGCUUUAUAUUUGAUGUAUAAAAUGAAGCUAUGAAUAUUUAGUAGUAUAAAUGUUAACAGUACACCUGAAUAAAUUGAGACUUUAGCUAGUAACAGAGGAAUCUUGAUUUUCCCAGAUGACUUAUAGGGUAAUUGACAAAUAAGAGAGUAACAUUUCUAUUUCAUUUCGAAUUUCAGUUCAUUCUUAGCUGCAAAGGAGUGGGAAGAAGGUAAUGGAACAAGAUGAAAGAAUAUAGUAGUCUUAGCUUUUGGAUGGCAUAAACUCAAGCUGAGCUAACACCUGGCUCGUGUAGCCCUUCUUGUAGAUGUGUAUACUGUAAAUAUCUAAAAUCUCUCAAGUAAAGUGAGCCCACACUUGUGAACUUGUGUCCUUGUUAGUACCCAGGGGUGUCCUAGAGAACCAGUUUCAUUUUUUCUGCCGUUGCUUCUGGAUUCCAUUGCAGGCUCUCAGAUGUUACUGCCUGUAGAGGUUUACCUCAUUUCUCAGUUCUUCUCAGGUCCUUGCUUUUCAAGCAUCAGUUAAAAAAAAGUCUUGCUGUUUUAUUUGAGGAUUACAAGUUUGAUUCCAUUGUUGUCUUUUUCCAGCUUCAUGCCUAUUGUUCAGUAUGUAUAUUUUCACUUACUGAGCCUAUUAAAGGAAAGUGAUAACUUCAUAAUAGAUGUGGCAGCCACAUCAGGCUUUUGGUUGUUUGAAAGAAUUAGCAAAAGGGAUAAAAUAUUAGUGUUUGUGUGUUCGGUCCCUGAGGGAAAGCAGAAUUUAUUAUAUACUUAUCUCAUGACAUACCACAUCCAUAUUUAAGUUAAGGACACUUCUGCCUAUGGCUUUACAUGUCCUUAUAAACAACUUUUUACAUGUGGUAUCUUUUAGUUUGCCACUGUAUCUCUAGUUACAAGUUAAAUAUGUCAUUUAACUGUUUCUGAAUUUGCACUUAUAUCUACAUAUAGAAAGAACUUCAUUAAUUUGUAUCUUCUGUUGACAGGCAUAAUCAUUAUUUAUAUGAUCUAAAGUUUCACCCAGUCACUACUGCUCAUGAAUAAAGUGAGACUCAAACUUUUUCUCAUUUGUGAGGAGUGCACUUGCUUUUUAAAGUACUAGACUAGGCAAACUAAUUCUCACUAAAAUGUCUUCAUGUGAGUAUGGUUUUUCCAAUCCGUUAAGUACUAUAUGUGCCAACCAAAUAUUUCAUUUUAAAGAUGACAGAAUUCCAAUUAAACUCUUUAUAAAUAGGUAGGGGCUUUAUCCAUUAUAUAUAUUUAUAUACGAACACACACAUAUAUAUAUAAUGGUAUUGAAAAAUGAAGAAAUAGAAGGUAAAAGAAGAUAGUAUGUUUUGUAGAUUUCAUUUGUGUUUCUAGAUUUUUUUCAGUCCUCUAUGAUAAAAAUACCCCAUUUGUGAAUUUAGGACAAAUGAAACUCAGUAUAAAUGCACAUUCACUCUUUCACAAUCAUUCCCUUAUUCUGCUGGAACAGUGCCCCCAACUAUAUUGGCCUGUCUCAGGUCCUCGUUGCUUGAAUUCAGUUUGAAUUCUAUAUGUACACUUUCAUAUACUUUGUGUACACUUUCAUUUUGACAGGGUCUUCAUCAAGCACUUUAAAUUCAAAUUGCUACCAGAGUUGAGAAGGUAGACUGUGUCCUAAGAUUAGCAAAAUCGUAGGACAUGCACACUUGGGAAAAAAAAUCCUUUGCCUUUAGAUUACAUACUGUUUUUCUCAUGCUUACAACCUAUAGUAUUAGUUGGCAAAACAGUACAGCCCUCUUAGCAGCAUCUGACUGCUCAGUGGCAGUAAGAUAUUAUCUAAUUCAGCAAAUUUCUGAACUCUACUCUUAGGGCAUUUUUAUUUAGAAAUUGUUGUGUUUUGAGUAUUGAGCUUAUAAAAUAAUUCCUGGACUCUAUUGUUGAUGAAUAGACCAAACACUAACUGGAAAGGAAAACACUGGGUACUUAGAAUGUUUCUAAGGCCUCCUCUGGGGUUAUUAUUGUAAUUUAAAACUGACAGUAUGAUGGAGAUUAUUGACACUUUUUUCUGGACCCUUUUUAUGCCAGAAAUUAAACAGGUUUUCAUAACUCUUUCCUUGUUUAUCAUCAGAAUGAAAAUACUUAAGGCAGUGUUUCUAAGAAAAAGCCAUUUGUGCCUGGUUAACAAUGAUUUUGAGUCUCUUUAAUACAUACAGAUAAUAAUCAAUCUUUCGUUUUCAUAUUUUGGUUAGUUAAAUUCAGAUUGUAUAACAGGAUACCUUUUCUUGAGUGAACUAUACUAAUAUCUACAUGAUUAUUCAAUGAGGAAAUGGACAUAAAGAACUAUAGUGGGUUUAAUAGAUCUUUGUUGUUAGUUAUCACUUUUGUAGACACUACACAUUUCCAUAACACUCAAAUUUAUGUGGGAUGAUUUAUUCAUUUUUAUUUUUAUUUAUUUUUAUUUUUUUAUUUUUUAUUUUUGACAGGCAGAGUGGACAGUGAGAGAGAGAGACAGAGAGAAAGGUCUUCCUUUUGCCAUUGGUUCACCCUCCAAUGGCUGCCGCGGCCGGCAUGCUGCGGCCGGCGCACCGUGCUGAUCCGAUGGCAGGAGCCAGGUGCUUCUCCUGGUCUCCCAUUGGGUGUAGGGCCUAAACACUUGGGCCAUCCUCCACUGCACUCCCGGGCCACAGCAGAGAGCUGGCCUGGAAGAGGGGCAACCGGGACAGAAUCUGGCGCCCCGACCGGGACUAGAACCCGGGGUGCCAGUGCCACAAGGCGGAGGAUUAGCCUAGUGAGCCGCGGCGCCGGCCGGGAUGAUUUAUUCAUUAAACAGUUCUUACAUUUUCUUAAUUCUUUGGACUUCUCAGAACAUGAUGUAUUCAUUCCUCUUUGCUACUUGUUAGCACCUCUUGUAGAAAGUGGCCAAGGGAAAUACAGGGAAGUAAAACUCAGUUUUCAGUUCUUUUGAGGUAAACUAGGGCUAUUGACUCCUGAGUGCCCACAUAAACCAGUUGGCCUGUGCUUUCAUCUUAGACAUUAGGUCUCAGUCAGUGUAAUGUUUCCCAUUAAUAAGGUUUUAGUGUAACACUUCUCAAUGCUGCAUUUGAAAUUUUAGGAAAAGGUUUUAAAAUCAUCUGGGAAAAAAUUUUUAGUAUGUUGGGACCUUCUGUGACUAGGUAUUUUUGAUUGUUUUUCCUUGUCACUUUUUGUUCUCUCAAAUGUGUAGUACUUACAAACUUUAUAUCAUAGGAAACAAGAUACCUUGUGAAGUUUACUGAGGAAAAUCAGCUUGGAGACUGUGACACUCAAUAGAUGAGAGGACGCAGUAAAAGUAUUUGUAAUAGGAAAUUAGACUCUGCCAGGAAACUUCUUGCCAAAUAAGGUAAACAUAGAAGAUAUUUUUUACAACAUUGUAAGGUGAUUGAGAGCUAAAAUUUUAGGCCAGUCUUUCUGAACAAAGAACAUUUCAAAUUCUAUAAUGAACUUUUAUUUAUACAUACUUCUCAUACAUUGUUUCUCAGUAAAUUUUAGUAGGUCGAGGAAAUAAGGCUGUGAAGUUACUUAUGCUCUUUGGUUUUUAUAAGGAAACGUCAGAUCAGUAAUCCAAAUUCAGAUGUAUGUACUGUAAAUUCUCAAAAGCUCAUACUUUUUUUUAAAAAAAAUGACUGUCCUGAUUUUAUAUGCUUAAUAAUUCUGUUUUGAGAACAACAUAAAAUUUGGCAGUAGUGAGAAUAGACAAGCUAUUGUUCCAUUUAUAGUAUAAAUUUGACAGAAUACCUAAAUUGAUAACAUGUCUUUCAAAAGCUUGGUGAUAUUUUAAGCUACUUCUUGAUUAAAUUGUAUAUGGUUGAUAAUUUUUAAAUCCAGUAAAUACUUUGUGAAAACAUUUGGCGUGUUAUCUGCCAAAAAUUUUGAAAUAUCAAGUGAUCAGUUAGUUUCUGAUGACUUUCUAUAUGACUUGGUAAAUACGAGUCAGAAUCGAUCUGUAAUCACUGUACAUUAAGAUUUUGAACACUUAAAAGAAACUGUAUCUGUUGGUGUAUUUUAACUAGUUUGUUUAUUUACAUAUUUCAAUUCAAUCUUAGUUUAGAAAGUCUAAAAGUAACCAUUUUGGUAAAGUUCAUAUGCUAUUUUUUUAAUGUUUUGGUUUUUAGUAUUUAUAUAGUAGUAAUGUUUUUCGAAAGUUUAUAGACAAAGCCUAGAGAUAUUAACUGUUCAAAAGCCUAGGUGAUAGGCAUAUUUUGUAUUUCAUGUUGCACUUGUUCUGUUUCAUAUUGGACUUUUUACAUCCCUUUUAUAGGAAAAAAAUUCUUAGCAUAAAGCUCUGCAUUGGAAAUUAUAUAACUGUAUUCGUAUGGUUAGCAAAACACACUUUGCCACCAAAGCUAAAUGAAACUGUAAAAUACCUCUGGAUAUUUGUGCCAAUGAACUUUUCUUAGCAUAUUGGAAUUAAAACAAAAAUAAUCUUCUCAGUAUUUAUUAUUUAGGACUUAAUAAAUAUGUAAAGCAUAAAAGCUUCUAUUCCAUAUUCCAAUUUUUCUUUUGAAAAUAUUUAAGAUUAUUGCAGAGUAUGUCCUAUUUUGCCUGAUUUCUUGACUUUUCAGAUUUUAUUAAGUAUAAGAAUUCAUACAAUAAUGAUCUUUCAGCAUUUAGUUGAAGUGAUCAUUUGAAGUAACUAUGCUUCAAAUUCAUUUGUGAUAUGAAACAUUAAUUUUUAUUGUAUAAACUGUUUUGGUAUAGGUAUCUCAUUUAUAUAAUUGAAAGUUUAUUAUGGAAUUUCUUUUGUUUUCUUUGUGUUUCCAUUUAAUCCCUUUAUACAGUCACAUGUUUCACCAGGGGAAAUUAUCCACUAGGACCUAACAUAAUUCAGUGAAGUAAAACUUUUUUAAAGUGUUUUUCUUAAAGGAAAAUAUUCUAGAAAAUCAAGAUGUUAAUGCUAAAGUGUUAACAUUAAUACAGUGGUGUACUUGAGAGACAAGUAGAAAUAGUGUAGUCUCAGAAACUGCUGUUUAUUUGCUUAAAUGCUGUAAUUUUUCCCCAUUGAAAUUCUAAGGAAAUUUCAGCCCCUCGUAGUUUGCCCCAUCAUUUAUUACACUUACUGUUUCUCUGCUCAGUAGUGUUCGUACAGUUUGCAUUAAGUAGCCCUGAGGUGAAGAGGCAGCACAUAAAGCCAAAUAUUAAAAUAUUUGGCCUUGAUAUAGUGAUAGUUGAUCCAAUUAUAUAAUGGGAGCUAUGGGUGAUAUUAGUAAAGAGAUGAUGUACAAGACGUAAAUUCAGUGUACACUUUUUUUGGAAUGAGUUUGUCCUCUGUGUUGAGUAAUGUUAGCCUUAGUAGGAGAUGGCUGUGUUUAAUGUAAUGCGUUCUAUAGUCAAGUAUCUAUUUGUUGGAAUAUUGGUUAUAUAACCUUUCCCUCCUCUGUGGUGGGAGGGAGAAAAGGCUCCAAUUUGUAGUGUAUCUAAGUUAGGAAACUGUAUCAUGUAUUUACAUUUUUAAAAUACAGAGCAAUGAUGUAAACAUUGUUUUGAAGUGAUUGUAUUGCAGUUUUUGAAAAUCAUGACUAAAUAUAAAUGUAGCAAUGUACCCAUGAGAAACCAGACCAAAAUCGAAUAUAUAAUCAUCACUGUGACCUUGAACUUGUAGUAAUUUGGGAUAAAACAGAUUGUGCCUUAAAAUGAUAAAGGAAUGCCCUGCAGGUUUAUAACUAUAUUUUAUUAUGGGUGGUCUUUGCAAAUUGGUCUUAAAUCUUUUUAUUUGAGGUUGGUGAAAUAAAAAUACUGGUACUUCCCCCUUAUAUUUACAGAACUAUUGCUCUAGAAUUCUCCCUUAAUUUCUGUAGUUUUUCUUUUUAAUUGACUUAAGUAAGCUACAUAGAUGUAGAAAAUAAAGUUUGGCUAAUGUGUCUGAAAAAAUUAUUUUAGAAGAUGGUGGCUCUUCUAUUGUGAACUUAUUUCACAUGGAGAAACUUUCAUUUGUAAUUUUUGUCUUAUUAAUGAAUAUCAGAGACAUGAAUUCUUUGCUAAGACAUGUUCUCGUUUUUCCUCAGAUUAUUGAGGUUUGUGUAUGUAUACAUCAAAUAAAGUUAAUUUACCCAAUUGUAGUUUUUCAGUAAUUACUGAGAUUCAUUUAAUAUAUUUUUAAUAUUAUUUUACGCCAUUUAUCUUUCUUUUUCCUUCCUAAUUAUUUUUAAAGUAUCAGAUCAAGGUUCUUUUUUUUUUUUUUUAAAGAUUUAAGGCUAUAGUUUUUUUAAAAAAUACACAAAGUCUUACAUUUUUGCUGUGCUUAUUUAAAAUCCAAAUUAUUCCUUUUAUAGGAUAAUCAUGGUCUUUGUUAAAAGAUGCCUACAUGUCUGUGUACUUGAAGAAUAUAUUUUUCAAUUUCAAAUUUGGACAUAAUAACACUUGUUUUCUUCCUAUUUCCUCUUUAGUAUCUCCCCCAAAGGACCCCCAAAAAAGGUUUCUCUCAAAAUAUCUAAAAAGAAAUUAUAUCUUUCCUUAAAGCAUGGACAAAUUGAUAAAAAAGUAGUUUCAUCAAGAAUAUGUAAUAAAAUAAAUGGCUCUCAACUUACAUUAAUUUUUAUACUAUAGUUAAAAUUUUAGAGGACAAACUGUUACGCUGAGAUAGACUCAGUAAAGUAAUCAUUUAUUUGCAAAUUAAUUUUGGUUUCAUACAGCAAAUACAUUGCUUAGUACCAAUACUUAGCAGUGCAGAGGAACUUGUCCUGUUGCGUAUACGGAAACAUGAUUGUCACCUUGCAGAUCUUUCCAUUUAAACACGCAUGAUUUUCUCUAGUACUUUGUACAAUGUAUGGUGUACUAAAUACCCUUAUGUGUAAUUUUGUGUGUAUUUUUCUUAUGGUAUAAUUGACAUAAUUACAUUUAACUGGUUGUAAUUCACAAAAAGUGCUACUUAUUGUACUCUGUAGAGUGUUGUGAAUGUUUUUACUUGAGUUUCAACAUUAUGGUGUAGGUUUAAUAGAUGAAUAUUUGCCUUCAGUCUCCGCUCAGGUAUUAAUGUGUAGCCAUUCUUGGUGCUUUCUUUUUAAUCUGUUACCAUCUGGUGUUCUGGGCGUUCAAAAAUAAAUUUGGUGAAUAAGCA
Molecule: messenger RNA, 10919 nt
Organism: Oryctolagus cuniculus (rabbit)
Lineage: Eukaryota; Metazoa; Chordata; Mammalia; Lagomorpha; Leporidae
Gene: PGAP1
Product: post-GPI attachment to proteins inositol deacylase 1
Biological process (GO): GPI anchor metabolic process; endoplasmic reticulum to Golgi vesicle-mediated transport
Cellular component (GO): endoplasmic reticulum
Molecular function (GO): phosphatidylinositol deacylase activity
Source: RefSeq, a predicted model, not a curated record